AUGGGGCUUACUCACUACCCACGUUCAGACAAGGCUGAGCUGAUCAUCAAUCCGGAGGACGAUGAUACCUACAGGACAUACAUCAAAGCCAUGAAAGAAUUCUUAGAAUCCUAUGACACAGAAAAACAGGGGGACCUAAUGACGUUUGAGGACUGUGGAGAUCAACCCGGGAAAUACAAGAACAGAGGCGAUCUAGAAAGUGACAUGGGUGUCAGAAAGGCAUGCCAGUUUUCGAAGUCUUUCCUAGGACCCUGUUCUGGCAUUGAAGAUCGUAAUUUUGGAUUCUCAGAGGGGAAGCCCUGCUUGAUUGUCAAGCUCAACAGGAUUGUAAACUUCAGACCUAAGCCACCAGCAUCAAAUGAAAGCAUUCCAGAAGAGGCAAAGCACAAAGUCCAGCCCAACGUGAUUCCCAUCCACUGCACAAACAAGAAAGAAGAGGAUGCAGGUAAGCUCGGUGAAGUGAAGUACUACGGUAUCGGAGGAGGCUUUCCUCUUCAGUAUUACCCCUACUAUGGGAAACGCCUGCACUCUCAUUACCUGCAGCCCCUGGUGGCCAUCCAGUUCGUCAACAUCAGCCUGAACACGGAGAUCCGCGUGGAGUGCAAAGUGUUUGGGGAAAACAUUUAUUACAGCGACAAGGAUCGCUAUCAGGGACGAUUCGAUGUUAAAAUCGGUGUCAUGACCAAAUCAACAUGACCUCUGAACGGAGUACCUCCACUCUCUCCCUAUUUAAAGGCAAACUAAGGCCCCUCUUCUGACUUGAGAUACAAAGGCAGCAGAGAGAAGUUUCCACCGGUCUUCCACAGUGUUUAACCGAGGGGAUGUUUUUUGAAUGUACAAGUGUCUCAUGUCAGAAAGAGGCCUCAUUUUAGUUUAGGAGAGAUUAAUUAAAAAAUAAAAUAAAAUAAACAAAAAGUGAAUAAAAAAUUAUUUUAAAACACUAGUCUAAAACAACAUACCAUCUUACACAUGUGGGACCUAACAUUGUCUGUACUCUUUACUUCAAGCUUUCUGCUUUCAGGUUAGGGUUAGAAUGUAAAUGCCUGGAGGAUUAGCCAUAGCAUAAAAUAUUUAUUCUACUACCGAAUAAGAAGUGUCCACGAUCAAAGGGGCAUGUUGUUUUACUGUAAAUUACAUUUCCUCUACCGAUGUAGCCAGCACUGUUUUGUCCCUCUUGUAUUGUAUUGUUGCCUUGUGUGAUUUCUCUAUAUUUAAAACGUGCACAGUAGUUGCAUAUGUAGGUUGCUUUGAGCCACGCCAUGUGUGUGAUUAAGCUUCAUUUGUCAAACGUGCCUACAUACAUGUAUAGUUACUUAAUGGAAAUACACUGGCCUCUUAACAUUGCCUUUCGGGGGUAUUGAUGUUCUAUCUUUGCAUCUUUUAGGUGUAUUAGGUGGGUGUUGAACCUUUUUUUCCACUAAAAUCACUACAGUGUAUGAGGGGAAGAUUGUACUUCUCUUUUAAUGAUUCGUUUUCUCUGACUGUAGAUGUUGCCUUUGGUUUUAUGCUGUCAUUCACGUGCAGAGGGAACCGC
Messenger RNA from Sinocyclocheilus grahami, 1534 nucleotides. RefSeq names its product sodium/potassium-transporting ATPase subunit beta-233-like. Gene Ontology annotation, molecular function: ATPase activator activity. Gene Ontology annotation, biological process: sodium ion export across plasma membrane; potassium ion import across plasma membrane; intracellular potassium ion homeostasis. Gene Ontology annotation, cellular component: sodium:potassium-exchanging ATPase complex. NCBI's taxonomy places the organism in Eukaryota, Metazoa, Chordata, Actinopteri, Cypriniformes, Cyprinidae. The coding region runs from base 1 to 696 and encodes 231 amino acids. The record is from RefSeq and is a predicted model, not a curated record. The transcript is spliced from 5 exons.